UCAUGGGGCCCCCGGGCAAUAGGGGAUCAUGGGGCCCCUGUGUCCUUGCCCAAACUCAAAAAAGCCUAUGAAAAAGGUACCAGGGGCAUCUCAUGGGGCCCCCUACUGACCCCGGGCCCUCAGGCAGUGCCCGAGUUUCCAAAUGGUCAGUCCGCCCCUGGUCUUAUACCCAUCUGUGGGCACCAAGAACUCCUAAACUACACAGCAGUCUGUAAGCAGCACCUGAAGCUCAUAUACUGAUGAUGGGGACAUUAUAUCUAAGCACUCCAGCCCGAUGGUAACACAAGUUGGAUUUCCCUCGUGAUCCAUGGAUACAGAUUGCGAGAU
Messenger RNA from Staurois parvus, 327 nucleotides. The record is from the annotation of a GenBank genome assembly. NCBI's taxonomy places the organism in Eukaryota, Metazoa, Chordata, Amphibia, Anura, Ranidae.